Messenger RNA from Drosophila takahashii, 3167 nucleotides. RefSeq names its product BTB/POZ domain-containing protein KCTD3. The record is from RefSeq and is a predicted model, not a curated record. Lineage: Eukaryota; Metazoa; Arthropoda; Insecta; Diptera; Drosophilidae. Gene Ontology annotation, molecular function: oxidoreductase activity, acting on the aldehyde or oxo group of donors, NAD or NADP as acceptor; protein binding. Gene Ontology annotation, biological process: protein homooligomerization.
UCCCUAGUUUCCACUUCCACAGUGCAGUGCAACAAAUAACAAGUAAAUAAAUAGGCAGCGCCGAGAGUUAAACGAAUAAAUUGCACCCCGCAGCGCGUCAAGUGGGCUGGGUACCGAAAUCGCGGGUUAUCUGCUUCGCUGGUGCGGCUGCCUCCACUGCGUCCGCCGUAUCAGUCGCUCGCCGGAGCGCUGGGAGCACGGAAGCCACACAAAUAGAGGCGCAUUUGGAGCAGCGCACAACCAGUCCGUCCGCUGCUGCGGCGGCACGCGGAUACGGGUCAUCGGAUCAUCGGAUUGCCAUGUCCUACUUCACGCACUCGACCAGCAGCGACCUGGUCAACCUGAAUGUGGGUGGUCAGCGCUUUUCCACGUCGCGGCAAACGCUUACGUGGAUCCCGGACACCUUCUUCACGGCCCUCCUAAGCGGACGCAUCUCUAGCCUGCGGGACGAGCACAAUGCCAUCUUCAUUGACCGCGAUCCCACGCUCUUUUCGAUCAUCCUCAACUACCUGAGGACCAAGGACAUCGACAUCAAGAACUGCGAGAUACGCGCCCUGCGGCACGAGGCCGAGUACUAUGGCGUUACGCCGCUGACCAAGCGCCUGGCGCUCUGCGAGGACCUCAAUCACUCGUCCUGCGGCGAUGUGCUCUUCUACGGCUUCCUGGCUGCCCCGCCCAUGCCCUCAAAUGAAGCCUUGCCAGCUGCCGCCGCCGCUGUGGUUGAUGAGCCGCUGCCCUCCAGCUCGUCAGCCCGUCCCGGCUCCAUGGUGCGCGUCCCCGAGCCCUCGCGCUCCUCACACUCGCGGAACUCUUCGUGGGAUCUGCGAUUGGGUCGCACAGGAAGCAGCGGUGGACCCAAUCCGCCAGCUCCCAUGCUGCACUCACGCCAACCAUCGAUGGACUUUAUGCGGCACUCGCGCAACUCCUCGGCGGAUCUGAACAAGGCGUUUCGCAAUGAAGUGGGCCUGGUCUUUAGCCCCACUCAGAACUCCAACUGGGUGGAUCCGAUGCGGGUGCAGAUCAUCAAGGCGCACCAGAACUGGAUAGCAGUGGCCUACGCUCACUUUGUGACCUGCUACCGCGUCAAGGACUCAAAUGGGUGGCAGCAGGUCUUCACAUCGCCGCAUAUUGAGGCGACCAUCGAAAGGAUCGCCAUUAACUCGAAGGUGAACACCUCGGCGGCGGAACCGGUGCCCAGCAAGAUGGUAGCCAUCUCUUACGGCAGUCAAAUCCGCUUGUGGAGCAUCCAGGAGGGAGGCCAGAAAACGGAUGUGGGCACCUUUAAUCUGAAUGUGCGGGUGGAGUACCUGUUCUUCAUCGGCAGCCAGCUGGUGGCCCUGUCCUCGUCCGGCAAGAUCGGCGUUUGGCACGCGAUGACGCAGCACUGGCAGAUCCAGGAUCUGGUGCCCGUGCUCUCCUUCGACUCGGCCGGCUCGUUCCUUCUGCUGGGCUGCAACAAUGGGUCCAUCUACUACAUAGACAUGCAGAAGUUCCCGCUGCGGAUGAAGGACAACGAUCUGCUGGUCACCGAGCUCUACAAGGAUGUCACUUUGGAUCCAAUCACGGCCAUUUCGGUGUACUUAACACCAAAAACCUCCAGCAUCAGUGGCAAUUGGAUCGAGAUUGCCUACGGCACCAAGUCGGGCGCCGUGCGGAUCAUCGUACAGCAUCCGGAGACAGCUGGCCACGGGCCACAUCUCUUCGAGACCUUCUUUGUCCACCAGAGUCCCGUGACGAAGGUGAUGCUGUCGGAGAAGUACCUUGUCUCCGUGUGCAGCGAGUACCAUCACGUGCGCACCUGGAGUCUGACUCGCUUCCGGGGAAUGCUCUCCACGCAGCCGGGCUCCACGCCGGAGGCCUCCUUUAAGAUCGUCUCGCUGGAGGCCACCGACACGAGCUACAGCUAUGCGGCUGGCAAUGAUUUUGGGCCCUACGGCGAUUACGACGACAUGAUAUUCGUGCAGAAAGUGGUUCCGGAGACGGAUCAGCUGUAUGUGCGCCUGGCCUCCAACGGGGAUCGCGUGUGCGUCAUCCGAUCCGUGGACAGCUCCACCAUUUCGGCCUUCUGUGUGCACGAGUGCGAGGUAUCGUCGCGCAUGGGCUCACGUUUCAUACUCACCGGUCACUGCAACGGCGCCAUCCAGAUGUGGGACCUCACCACCGCUUUGGCGCUGCUCUCCAAGGAUGAGCCGCAGCAGAAAACCAACGGCGGACCCGACACCAACGAGCUUCUCCGCCUACUUGACCAGUGUGAAAUCAGCAAUUCAUCAUGCACAACUCCUUGUAUGUCACCGUGUCUAUCAGCUAUGGGCAACGGCUCUGGACUGGCCUCCUCCUCCUCCGUAGCCCGGAUGAAGGCCAGCAACAUAGCGCUGCUCAAUCGGGAACCCAUGGGAAUGGCUGUUCCGGUGCAGCCGGUGCAACCCAAUCUUCCGGCGGCACUGGCGGCGGCGCCCGCUGCUGUUAUCCCGAUGGCUGACGACAACAACGAAUGAGACGUGGAAGCGGCUGCUUGGUCGGCGCUUGUCGGGCGCGUUUCAUUGUUAACAUUUCACAGGUGUAGCUUGAUCUUCGACUACCAGUUUAUAUUCCUGCAGUUCGUGGUGUGCGGCCUCAUCUACGUCUGGGUGACGCGGCUUAUGGGUCGCGAUGGACUGCCAGCAGGCAUUUACCCAAUCAGAUAAUCUCCAUUAUAUGUGCUCGAUGUGGUUGCAAGUGUAUUCCCGUUACCCCUUCUAUGUUAGUAUUUUUAAAACGUCUCUGUUCUAGUUAAAGUUAUAUGAAAUUAGUUAAAACCAUAGUUAAAACAAUGUAAAACCAGAGUAUAAGACUUCUGCAACCGAUCUAUAAUUAGUACAACUCUGAAAAGGGUGCUCCACCGGGACAGACUCGAAACCUUAUCAAAUGUAGAUCCGCUGAGGAUAAGAUUCGUUUGCCGAAAACAAAGAAAGUUCAUUGAACAACUAAUUAGUUCUUUGUUCUCACGUUGUUUAGCCUUGAAGAUAAUUAUUUGUGAUUUAGAAUUGAUUUAGAGUCUGUCCUGGUGAAAACCCUCUUAUCAAAACAUAUUGAUCCGCCUUGUUGCAACCCGUAAGCAGAUAUACAUCUCCAUACAUAUGCAAUAUAAAUAAACAUAAUUGUAUACCUACAGAUAUCGAAAAUAGCAA